Messenger RNA from Elephantulus edwardii (Cape elephant shrew), 406 nucleotides. RefSeq names its product ribosomal protein L37a (gene RPL37A). Gene Ontology annotation, cellular component: ribosome. NCBI's taxonomy places the organism in Eukaryota, Metazoa, Chordata, Mammalia, Macroscelidea, Macroscelididae. Bases 73 to 351 code for a protein of 92 amino acids. The transcript is spliced from 4 exons. Gene Ontology annotation, molecular function: structural constituent of ribosome. Gene Ontology annotation, biological process: translation. The record is from RefSeq and is a predicted model, not a curated record.
GCUUGUCCGCCUAAAACCGCGCCUGCGCAGUCCGUCUCUUCCUUUCUGGGCUUGGUGUUUGUUUGCGGCGCAAUGGCCAAACGCACCAAGAAGGUCGGUAUCGUGGGUAAAUACGGGACCCGUUAUGGGGCCUCGCUGAGGAAGAUGGUAAAGAAAAUUGAAAUCAGCCAGCAUGCCAAGUACACUUGCUCCUUCUGCGGCAAAACCAAAAUGAAGAGAAGAGCUGUGGGCAUCUGGCACUGUGGUUCUUGCAUGAAGACAGUAGCUGGUGGCGCCUGGACCUACAACACCACCUCGGCCGUCACGGUGAAGUCAGCCAUCAGAAGACUGAAGGAACUGAAAGACCAGUAGAAGUUCCCCCUUUUGAAGCAUCUCUAGCCUGUAAUAAAUGGGUUAAUUUAUGUAA